Molecule: messenger RNA, 2334 nt
Organism: Enterobius vermicularis (human pinworm)
Lineage: Eukaryota; Metazoa; Nematoda; Chromadorea; Rhabditida; Oxyuridae
Source: the annotation of a GenBank genome assembly
AUGACCACGGAGACUGCUGCAGAAGUUGUUCAACAGAUGAGCUUCGCAUCGAAGAACACGUUCGAGCUUGAAAAGCGAUAUUUCAAUACAGGACCUCGUGCCCCUCGUACCUUCCCUACUGCUGCUGGGGUAUGUUCUGAACAGCUACCAUUAAAUUUUAGUUUUGGUGUCACAACAGAAGGGCAAGGCAACAGUAACCAAUCACUUCAGAAAGCUGAAGCCCAAGAGAACGUGGAUUCUGCGGGAGGUAUCGCUGUUGCUUCAGCUCCGGUUGCUGCGGCGCCGGUGCUGCAGAUGCCUGUUAAUGCGCCACCGACCGGUGAAUUUUCGAAUUUAAGCAGUGCAGGUUCUGUAUCUGAUCGCGAGCCUGAGACUCCUGAGAAACUGACUAAGUCGCUAAAAUCGGCUUCGGAGAAGAAGGCUCCGCGCAAGAGGAAGAGAUUGGAAGAUCAAUUAAAACCAGAUCGAAAGAUCACGGAGUGUUUUAGAAGUCUUGGGUCUAGCCCAAAGCGAUUUUCCGGCGCUGUUCAGAGUAUUAACGGAGGGGACAGUUCUAGUAAUGAUAAUUUUAACUCUACUUCGUUUUCCCCUCUGCAGAAUCACCGAUUAACACCAAAUCACUUGUCUUAUAUUUCAAGUGAUUCCAAUCAAAGUCCCCCUCAGCCUGCUCGGGCAAAAGUUGAUGCUGAGUCUCAGACUAAUGAUGUCGUUGUGACUGGGGAAGAGGUGCGUAGCGAAAUUCAUAAGAAAGACCGUCUGAUUGAAGACCUUCAGAGAAGCUUAGAUGACUUGAAACAGCAAGUUAUUAAGAGGGAUCGUAAAGUGGAAGCAUGUAAAGAAACCAUCAAAAGAUUACUAAUACAGCAAAGCAAGAUGGAAAGGAAGCAGGCGAAAUCAAAGUGUAUGGAAAAUUGUCUCCGGAUUGGCCAGUUUAAACCCACCAGGCUUAGGGAAGAGUUCCGUGAAAUGUGGUCUGAUGGAUGGGCUUUUGAAGAAAUAAGUAAAACGCAGCAGAGGAUUGUAAACGAACGGAAUGAGAUAAUUAAUGCCUCUCAAAAUUUAAGGAAGCGGAAACCGCAAGCGAAUCCAGCUAGGGAGGUUAAAAGUGUUAAUGGUUCUAGGAGCGCAUCCAUGAGUAACGAUGGAGCUCAGCCAUCCACUUCAGGUGUAAACACUAAGUCUAACGACGGCGAUGACCUUUUCGCUCGCCCUGAGUUACCAAAAGAGUUGUCAUAUCAAGAAUAUAUUGAGCAAGAUGAAAUAUAUCGUCUUCGCAAGGAGCAUUUGAAGAAGGAAGAGGCUGAACUUAUAGCCGAAAAGGACCGCCUUGAAAGAGAAAGAAAUUUACAUAUACGGGAACUAAAACGGGUGCAAUAUGAAGAAUCAAGCAGAUUCAAAGAUCACGAGUUGCUCAAUAAUCGCUAUCUUUUACUUUCUUUACUUGGGAAAGGCGGCUUCAGUGAGGUGUGGAGAGCAUUCGAUUUGGACGAGAACAAGUAUGUGGCUUGCAAGAUUCACCAUGUUAACCGGGAGUGGAAAGAGGAUAAAAAAGCUAAUUACGUGAAACAUGCAAUGCGGGAAAAGGAUAUUCAUAAGACUCUUGAUCAUCCCCGGAUCGUUCGAUUAUUUGACUUGUUUACAAUUGAUAACCAUUCCUUUUGCACCGUUCUUGAAUACUGUGAUGGAAAUGAUCUUGAUUUUUACUUGAAGCAAAACAAACAGAUUCCUGAGAAAGAAGCACGCUCAAUAAUCAUGCAGGUGGUCUCUGCCCUGCGUUAUCUGUCAGAAAAGAAGCCUCCAGUAAUUCAUUAUGAUUUGAAGCCGGCAAACAUUCUUCUCCAGUCUGGCACAACAAGUGGCGCCAUUAAGAUCACUGAUUUUGGUUUGAGUAAAAUUAUGGAAGAUGCUGAAGAGGGGUCUAUAGAAUUAACGUCACAGGGUGCUGGGACGUACUGGUAUUUACCGCCGGAGACCUUUGUUGUUGGUUGUAAUCCACCAAAGAUAAGUUCCAAAGUUGACGUUUGGAGUGUUGGCGUCAUUUUUUAUCAGUGUCUUUAUGGCCGAAGACCAUUUGGUCAUGAACAGACACAACAGAAGAUUUUGGAAGAAAACACAAUUCUAAAGGCGACUGAAGUAACGUUUCCAACAAAACCAGUUGUUAGUAGUGUUGCUCAAGAUUUUAUUCGUCGUUGUCUGCAGUAUCGUAAAGAAGAACGAGCUGACAUAUUUGAGCUUUCUAAACACGAACUUUUCCGCCCCCGUGGGACGAAAGCUUCACUGCCACCGUCUUCACCUUCAGCAAGAAGUGCUCGUUCUGAAGAUCCAGAUUUCUGA